Messenger RNA from Aspergillus candidus, 492 nucleotides. RefSeq lists its product as uncharacterized. The transcript has a single exon. NCBI's taxonomy places the organism in Eukaryota, Fungi, Ascomycota, Eurotiomycetes, Eurotiales, Aspergillaceae. The record is from RefSeq and is a predicted model, not a curated record. The coding region runs from base 182 to 436 and encodes 84 amino acids.
GACAACUCAAAGUGCGAGUCAACCAGUCACCCGGCAUGGCUGUGUCCUUACCCAUUGAUGGCGCGUUGCCGAACUGGUCCGGAGUCAUUGAGCGCGACCCGUGAUAUCAUGGGCCUCAAAGUUUGAUCCACGGGGAGAAGUUUCCGCCAAUGACCGACCGCCUGAACAAGCACUGGAACCAAUGAAGCCUCUCUCCUGUUCCAACAAGUCCUCAUCAUCGAAAGGUCUCUCAGCAGCUCAUUCCGUGAUAGUCAUUGUCGCUGUCGUUGUCGUUGUCGUCGUCUCCUUUUUUUCCCCACUAGGUACCGGUCGUCUCGGGAAAGACACCCAACGCAACCCCAUCCAUUAUCUUGGAUCAACAAAUACAUACUCGAUCGACUACCCGAACUUGAUGCUGUCAUUCAUUCCAUUCCGCGGAGCCCUCGGCUGGAAUUAGUCUAUGUGGAGCCGUUUCAAGCCCAAUAGGGCUGGUCAAUGAUGCCAAGAGGACUG